Molecule: messenger RNA, 153 nt
Organism: Tetrahymena thermophila SB210
Lineage: Eukaryota; Ciliophora; Oligohymenophorea; Hymenostomatida; Tetrahymenidae
Exons: 1
Source: RefSeq, a predicted model, not a curated record
AUGUAAGCCUUGAUUGAAAUUCCAUCAAUUAAUAUUUAAAUCAUUAAGAAAGAGAUUUUUUAAAAGAUGGAUUAAAAUUAAUAUCAUAAUAUGAAUCAAGCAAGUAUCAUCAAAAUUUACUAAUUUAAAAUCAAGCAAAUGGUAGAUAGAUGA